CCAAGAUCAGCUGACACGAGCACGCGGAAGAAGUAAAGCUUUUCAUACGGAGCGUAGUUUAAAAGUUUAUGUUGAAAACAUAAAGCAAACCUUUCAGUCUUAUGCUCAGAAAAAACGUCCGUGGGAGUCGUCGUUACACGCUUCUCUCCUUCUGAACUGUCAUUUGACUGUAAUGGCACACAACGAGUCAAUGGUUGUAGUGAAUGGAAGUCAGGUGUCCUGCAUUGGGCAUGACUGGGAAGACAUACCAGAUUUUCUUGGGACAAAAUAUGGUGAAAUGGCUAGAAGACUAGAUCUCAGCUUCAACCAGCUGAGGUCACUGACAGGCCUGAAAGCGUUCAGCCAACUGGAAGAGCUGAUUGUGGACAACAAUCUUCUCGGAAAUGACCUCCGGUUGCCCAGGUUACCACGGCUCCAUACCCUAACGCUCAAUAAGAACCAACUUACCGACAUCGAGGCCCUGCUGGAGCAUUUGGUGGAAGUGACGCCAGCUCUGGAAUACCUGAGCCUUCUGGGAAACGAGGCCUGUCCCAACCAGCUGGUCAGCAUGGAUAAAGAUGAGGAUGACUAUCAAAGAUACAGGUACUUUGUACUACAUAAGCUGACAAAUCUGAAGUUCCUGGACACCAGGAGAGUGACCCAGUGGGAGCGGUCAGAGGCCCAAGCACGUGGAGCUUUCAUGAAGGUGGUCAAGCCCAAAAAUGACCAAGACACCGCCGGUGAUUCAAGGUCUGAAUCCAUUGCCACGCCUUACACACCACUGCCAAGAGGAUCCAGAGAUGCUCGGAACCAUAAAGGGGUUUUCACCAAGUGCCGUUAUGUCUACUACGGCAAGCACUCAGAGGGCAAUCGAUUCAUCCGCAAUGACCAGCUCUGACUGACAGACAGGUCAGUGGAUCGACACACGAGGAGGCUUUACAAAGAUAUCCUAAGCAUAUUAUUAUAAAUAUACAUGUUGCCACACGCAUUUUAAGCAGCCAAACACAGCCCUCUAGUGCCGUCUGCUGAGUGUGCCUUCCCUGCCAGCUCCCAUCGCUCUCGCUCCAUCUGAGCAGUGCCAUCCAGAUUGACAUGAUUGCCUUUAAGCAGCCCCUGCUAUGGCGCAGUGACAGACACACACACGCGGCCCAGCGCUCGUCCUGACAGCCGCGGCUCCAUGAUGGAUUGCCUGGUCCAAAUGCUGCUCUCCCCAGGUCAAAGGUCCCACCUGAGGCUUCGGGCUGCCCACACGGAAGCCCAGGAUGAGCUGCUCUCAAAGUCAAAGCCAAAGUUAAAGAGAAAGAUCAGGGAAAAGUGACGCUUUUGUUGUAACUUCCGUCAUUAAUAGCGAAGCUUCUCACAUGGUUUUAAUUUACAGUACGCAAAGCUAAUGCAGGGAUAUUGUCAAUUUGAGGCACUGCAAGGUCUUAAAAAAUGAAGUUGACAUGAUUUGUGUUGCCCAAAUUAAUAGAUAAACUAAAAUGAAGUUAAUUGAAGUUAAUAUUAGUGUUUUACAUCUUUUUCAGCCUAUCUUAAACAGAUAAAAAAAAAACACUGCCAUUUAGUAAUUCCAUACCUUCAUGAGAUUUGUUUUUCUGUUCAACACAAAAGAAGAUAUUUAGAAAAAUGCUUAAAACCUGUAACUAUUAACUUCCAUAGUAAGAAAAACAAAUAUUAUGGAAGUUAAUGAGUGCAUGCUUCAGAUAUUUUUCAAAAUAUCUUCUUUGUGUUUAACAAAAAGAUAAAAACGUGUAAAUGAUGGCAGAAAUUUCAGUUUUGGGUAAUCUAUUUCUUUAAGAUUUUAAAAUAAAAGGCACAAGG
Danio aesculapii is the source of this 1800-nucleotide messenger RNA. RefSeq names its product leucine rich melanocyte differentiation associated (gene lrmda). The transcript is spliced from 7 exons. Gene Ontology annotation, molecular function: protein binding. The coding region runs from base 173 to 877 and encodes 234 amino acids. Lineage: Eukaryota; Metazoa; Chordata; Actinopteri; Cypriniformes; Danionidae. The record is from RefSeq and is a predicted model, not a curated record. Gene Ontology annotation, biological process: melanocyte differentiation.